AUGCCCAACUUUCAUCUGCUGCUGUUACUGCUCUGGGUAGUGGGGUCUCAUGGCUUCCCAGCAACUUCAAAAACACAAGAAGAGGAAGAUGAGGAAGUGGUCCAGAAAUACCUAGAAAACUACUACAAUUUGAAAACUGGUUGGAGGACAAUCUCAAAGCAGACAGGCCCUGGCCAAUCAGUCGAGAAACUGAAGCAAAUGCAGGAAUUCUUUGGACUGAAGGUGACUGGGAAGCCAAAUGCUGAAACUCUGAAGAUAAUGAAGCAACCCAGGUGUGGGGUACCUGAUGUGGCGAACUUUGUCCUCACCCAAGGGAACCCACCACGUUGGGAACAGACACAGCUGACUUACAGGAUUGAAAACUACACACCGGAUUUGUUGAGAGCAGAUGUGGACCAUGCCAUUGAGAAGGCUUUUCAGCUCUGGAGCGAUGUCACACCCCUGACGUUCACCAAAGUUUCUGAGGGUCAAGCAGACAUCAUGCUAUCCUUCGUCCGGGGAGAUCAUGAUGACAACAAUGCCUUUGAUGGACCCGGCGGGCAGCUUGCUCAUGCUUAUCAACCCGGCUUGGGCAUGGGAGGGGAUGUUCAUUUUGACGAAGAUGAAAGGUGGACCAAGGAUCUCAGAAAUUAUAACCUGUUCCGCGUUGCUGCUCAUGAACUGGGUCAUUCUCUUGGACUUGCUCAUUCUACUGAUAUUGGGGCAUUAAUGUACCCUAGUUACAUGUUCAGUGGUGAUGUUCAGCUAGCUCAGGAUGACAUUAAUGGCAUCCAAGCCUUAUAUGGAGCAUCUCAAAAUCCCAAUCAGCCAGUAGGCCCACAGACACCGCAAGCAUGUGACAGUAAACUGACUUUUGAUGCCAUAACUACAGUUCGGGGAGAAAUAAUGUUCUUCAAGGAUAGAUUCUACAUGCGUGCAACUCCCUUCUACCCAGAAACUGAGCUCAAUUUCAUUUCUGUUUUCUGGCCACAUUUGCCUAAUGGCCUUCAAGCUGCUUAUGAAGUUGCCCACAGAGACGAAGUCCUGUUUUUCAAAGGUAACAAGUACUGGGCUGUGCAGGGGCAAGAUAUGCUACCAGGAUACCCCAAGGACAUUCACAGCUCCUUCGGCUUCCCUCGAAGUGUGACGCAUAUUGACGCAGCUGUUUCUGAGGAGCAAACUGGAAAAACAUACUUCUUUGUUGCUAACAAGUACUGGAGGUAUGAUGAAUACAAACGAUCAAUGGAUGCAGGUUAUCCAAAAAGAAUAGCAGAUGACUUUCCUGGAAUUGGAAACAAGGUUGAUGCUGUUUUCGAGAAAGAUGGCUUUUUCUAUUUCUUUCACGGAACAAGACAAUACAAAUUCGAUCCUAAAACACAGAGAAUUUUGACUCUCCAGAAAGCUAAUAGCUGGUUCAACUGCAGGAAAAAAUGACCAUUACAUAGCUGAAUGAAACAAUGUAUUUUGUGAGCCUCA
Molecule: messenger RNA, 1455 nt
Organism: Ochotona curzoniae (black-lipped pika)
Lineage: Eukaryota; Metazoa; Chordata; Mammalia; Lagomorpha; Ochotonidae
Gene: MMP1
Product: matrix metallopeptidase 1
Exons: 10
Coding region: 1-1413 (470 amino acids)
Biological process (GO): extracellular matrix organization; collagen catabolic process; proteolysis
Cellular component (GO): extracellular matrix
Molecular function (GO): zinc ion binding; metalloendopeptidase activity
Source: RefSeq, a predicted model, not a curated record